UAGCCCGUCCCAACUUCCGGCAAAACAAAGCGAAACGGUCGCAACCACUGCAGACUGCAGUGUGAACCAACAACGAAGGGGACCUCCCACCUCGCAUUCCUCAUUGACUAAGUGCAGUCAAGACGACUGAUUUCAAAAGUAGUUACAGGUAUACAAGAACAAGAAGCCAGUGUGAUGGGCAUCAGGAGAAGGCAGUAACUACCCAAACUGAAUCAUCAGAGAGACAUGUCAUAGUUUUGCUAGAGUUACCUGUUGUGCAGCGUUUAUGAACUGGAGUUGAUGUCGGCAUCAUGGUGGGGACGCUACUGAGGCAGAUUUCUUCCAGUGCUGACUUCUCCAGGCUAAAGAACCGACGGGCUCUGCCUGGUGAGCAGUAUCAGCCUACUGAUGUGGAGCACCUGGCCAAUGUCAUCUCACACGGGGUGUGGAUCUUGCCAAGUUUUCUAGCGCUGUGCUUCAUGGUAUGGACGUCGGCCAAUGGCCUGCAGCUGACCACCACUCUUGUCUACGGCGGGGCUCUUGUCCUGCUCUUCAGUACCUCCACGGUGUUUCACAUCCUGUCCUACACUGGACGGUUCCCGGAAUGGAGACUGACCUUCCAUAUAGGAGACAGAGCUGUCAUUUACAUCUUUAUAGCAUCAUCGUAUACACCAUGGCUUCUCCUGAAAGAAUAUCACUCCUGGGCGGAGGAGGCGCUGUGUGUUGUAUGGAUCAUGGCCAUCCUAGGGGUCACCUAUGCUUAUGUCUACCAUGAAAAGUACAAGUGGCUGGAGAUUGUCUUUUACUUGGCCAUCGGUUUCUGUCCCGCAAUCUGUAUUGUAGACAUGAAGGACUGGUCGGGCCUGUUAGAGCUCAGCGUAGGAGGUCUCAGCUACAUGUUCGGUGUCGUCUUCUUUAAGAGCGACGGAGUCAUCCCCUUUGCCCAUGCCAUCUGGCACUGCUUUGUCUUCGUGGGGUCCUUCUGUCACUUUAUCGCCAUCUGCACACACCUCCUUGGGGCCAAGAUCCCGGGCUUCUGAUUGGCUGACAUACUAUGUCUUAAAGGAUACAGGAGUUCUUAAUAGCUGAGAGCAUCUGGAAACAUCUAUUACUGGCAGCCUUUUUUUUUGUGGUAGAUGCACACUUAGUCUUUGAUGAAUCGAGGUAUCUCAAGUACUUUUUAGAGCAUGCUUUUUUUUUUCAUGGACUAACAGGUUUUUAUAAAAGAGGGAAGUCUACUUAUUGCUCAACUAGUCAAAACUAAAUUCGGUUUACAGGAAACUCAGAACAUCAAUCUCCUUUGAAGAUUCUGGCUUUCAGUUGACAAAAACCUGUCUGCACACAUAUUCUAAUUAGGAGAACUGGUUUUAUUUCAGAGUUCAAAUAUAAAAUUUGUCAUCUUUGUUAAAAGGGAAUUCAAAGUAGGGGCAAUGCUGUGUGUGAUACAUGUCUAUAGUGCGGUCAAAAAGUUAUUGCCAAAUAUCUCCUCAACUAUUGCACAUAGACUAUCCAGCUUUUGCACAAUAAUUUGUAUCAGUUUGUUCUGUCAAUGUUUGUGUAAACGACUGUUACCUGUAUUCUGGAAAAUUCCUUAAUAGAUACUAAUAAAAAA
This is a messenger RNA of Aplysia californica (California sea hare), 1591 nucleotides long. Its product is annotated as monocyte to macrophage differentiation factor. The record is from RefSeq and is a predicted model, not a curated record. Gene Ontology annotation, cellular component: membrane. Bases 291 to 1019 code for a protein of 242 amino acids. The transcript has 8 exons. NCBI's taxonomy places the organism in Eukaryota, Metazoa, Mollusca, Gastropoda, Aplysiida, Aplysiidae.